Maylandia zebra (zebra mbuna) is the source of this 6214-nucleotide messenger RNA. Its product is annotated as AT-rich interactive domain-containing protein 3B. Gene Ontology annotation, biological process: regulation of transcription by RNA polymerase II. Gene Ontology annotation, molecular function: DNA binding. NCBI's taxonomy places the organism in Eukaryota, Metazoa, Chordata, Actinopteri, Cichliformes, Cichlidae. The record is from RefSeq and is a predicted model, not a curated record. Gene Ontology annotation, cellular component: nucleus.
UUUAGUUGAUCUUAUGCGAAGAAUCGGAAUUAACACAUUACAGGUAAAAGAGCUUAAUAAAAGUGGUGAACUGAAAAGGGCUGAUACUUGUUGCUGUCGCUGGGCGGGCCUAACGCUGUAGUGCGCCAUGCUGGGGGUGUCAAUUGAAGGCGAGGAAAAAAACCGACUGGGAGUUACCUCAGCGCUUUCCGAGAUAUGAGAUCUGGCCGUUUUCCAGUCGGUGCACUUUUUUAUUAAAGAAGAAAACCCCGAAAAUCACGGGGCAAAAAAAAGAAAGAAAGAGACGCACACGCAUUUGAAGAGGUCACCCAGAAAAACAGCGUUCAGCGGCUUUCUGCCGGCGGAUCAGUCGGAAUCUGCGGUGUACGCUCGGAGUCUCUCUCCCCCAACCCCCCCGUGCGCGCGCGCGCGUGUGUGCGUGUGUUUACAAGUGUUUGAACGACUGCCAAAAGAAGAAGGGAGGAAAACGCCAAGGAAGGAGGGAUGGUGGACAAUUCAAGCAGUAGUAAGGCACAAAUGCCCGGAAUGUCUCAGGAGCCUGGUGUGGCCUUUCCUCCAAGCACCUCCGCAGGAGGAAUGAAACUCGAAGCAGUGAUGGAGCAGCUCCAGCGCCAGCAGCAGGCACGAUUAGAAAUGGAGCGCAAGGAGAGAAAGAUACGAGAAGCCCACAUCAUGUACGCUCAGCAGGUUGCUGCCCAACAGGCCAUCUUAGCAGCUGCCCGGGCUUCUGGAGCCAGCUUCAUGGGGAAAGGCCUGCCUGGAGGCAUCGCUGGUGGUGGAUUGCCUCCCCGGGUGUCCAAUCAGAGCAGUGUAGACUCAGACAGAGAGGACGACGAGGACAGAGGUCGGGAUUCUGGAGAUGAGGACGAUGACAAUGAGAUGAUGGAAGGGGAUGAGGGCAGCGAUGAUGAUGAGGGAAGCGCCAGUGGUCUGGAGUUCCUCCGCAAGCAAACCCUUGCUUUACAGCAGAAUGCCUCGCGAAUCCCAGCCCGUCCAUUUGGCAGUUACUCUGCAUCGGCUCCCCAGAGGGCUGCUUCCCCACCUGUUAGAGUGAAGCAGGAACCUGACGAGGGCCUGUCUCCUGCAGGGGCACACUCUGCUACUUCUCCUAAUGGACAAGCUGACUGGGGCUUUGAUGACCACUUUAGACAGAAUGGCAGUGCAGGAUGGGCAGAUGAGGCUGACAGCAGCAGAGGAAGAGGAGAGGCCUCCAGAGACUUUGCUAAGCUGUAUGAGCUUGAUAAUGACCCAAAAAGAAAAGAGUUUUUGGAUGAUCUCUUUGCCUUCAUGCAAAAAAGAGGAACCCCAGUCAAUCGUAUUCCAAUCAUGGCCAAGCAGGUCCUAGAUCUGUACAUGCUGUACAAGCUGGUGACAGAAAAGGGAGGCCUCGUCGAGGUUAUCAAUAAGAAGAUCUGGAGAGAAAUCACAAAGGGACUCAACCUGCCUACCUCCAUCACCAGUGCUGCUUUUACUCUGCGGACACAGUACAUGAAAUACCUGUACCCGUAUGAGUGUGAGAGGAAAGGCCUCAGCUCCCCAGGCGAGCUUCAGGCUGCCAUCGAUAGUAACCGACGUGAGGGUCGCCGUCCGUCCUACAGCAGCAGCCUCUUCCGCUUUUCUCCCUCUCCCAGCACUGCUCCCCACAUCCUCUCACCCCCAAAGAUGCACCUUUCCAGUCUGGGAGCGGGGGCCUCAGUAGCUAUCAAUGGCCUUCAGGCCUCACCGGGACCCUCUUUGAAGAAAGAUGAUCUGACCCCACCGAUUAUGGCUGCAAGACCUUCCAUGGCGCUGGCUCUGGGUCAGCAGCAGGUUGCUGGCUUGGCCAGGGCUGCCACACUGGAGCAGCUUAGAGAAAAGCUGGAGACUGGUGGUGGAGAGGGGCCAGAGAGGAAGAUGGCCCGCCUGGCAGAAGAGCAGCAGCGCCUGAUGCAGCAGGCUUUCCAACAUAAUCUACUGGCCAUGGCUUCCCAAAUGCCUAUGAACCUGCGUCUGGGAGCCCCUGCUAUGCCUACCAGAGAAGAGAAGCAGCAAGACAUGUCUCUGAGUAUCUCAACCAAUGGAAAUUCCAGCAUUACUGUCUCAGUAGAGGUCAAUGGCACAAUCUACUCAGGAACCCUGUUCGCCCAGAAGUCUGGUGGGGCCCCGGGGCCAUCUGUGUCUGCUGCUACUGCUACUGCUGUUUCAGCCUCCCCUGCUGGAACCAGCGCAAGCUUUGGUUUUUCCGCACCUCAGGCCCAGAGCCUCAGCCCCGCAUCCUCCUCCUCCUCCAAGGGUCCCGGCUCGGCUGAGCCGACCCCCACCGGGUCACCCUAACUCAGGCUGCCCUUUGUACCUUCUCCCCAGGCCUCUGCUCCUGCAGGAGGCCCAGCAUGAAUAUACAGUACAAUAAGAAACCGAAAAGAAACUGUUGCACAACAAAUACCUCAUCAACCUGUCUUGGCUGUCCAAUCAUGAACACAGAGCCUGAAAAUUUAAUGAUAUAUCCAAAAUAAAUUGCUAUGCAUUUUAUUUUGAUCUAACACACACACACACACAACACACACACAUGCACGCACAUACACAUAGGAACACAACACUACAACCACAUCAUGCACAGACACACAUCACAUAUAUAUACUUGUUAAUCCUAAUCGACAUGCUAAACACAAUCAGCUCAGCCAAAACCCACUGACAGGUGUAGUCACAACCGAACUUGAAAAGUUUUAUCUUAGAACAUUUUGUUUGUUUGUUGCCAUUUUGUUGUCUUUUUUGAUUUUGUGUUUUAGAAUGAUUUUUUUUUUAGUUUUUUUUUUUUUUUUUUUUUUAGUUUUUCUCCUUUUACAUACCUCAAAUCAAAUAACCUGCAGUGGUGUCUUUACCUCAGGAGCUGUAGUAUAUUUAACCUGAAUCAACUUUAUUUUUAUAUUCUUUUUGACCUAGUUGCAAUCAGGGGAAGUUGGGUAACUGUCACCAGUGGAAACCUGUGUACAGAGCACCCCCCCUCACAGUGAUGGGCCUCCAACUGGGGCUGCUCAGGUGUCUUCAACGUGCUGUGGCGUCAAACUGGUGAUGAUCUGAUACUGUAGAUCAGCAGAUUAAAUACCUCAUUUCAUCCUUUCAGCUGCCCUCAGUUGAGCUCUUGAGAAGUCCAUUAGAAAGGUUGCAAAGCUAAAGUUUAAGUAGUUUCAGCUCCACGUGCGCGCACAAAGUUGGGUUAACAGUAACAGGCCCGUUAGAGCUUGCGAUUUGUGUUUCACCCAUAGCGGUACAGAGAGGUAAUACUGAGGCAUUCCUAGCUCCUGCAGACCAGAUUUGAGUUUGUUGUUCCCCUAUUUUUAUUUUUUUGUGUGCAUCCUUCCUCCAGCUGAAUGUCGAGUUGGGUGGCAUCGUCAUCUCUGACCACACAUUGGCCUCUCUGCUUUGGGGAGGGGGGGCAGCGUCUCUCUCAGGAAAAGCAAUGUGACAACUGCAAGGAAUCACUGUCAGUUUAAAAAGACACAAAAAAAGAGGAUUAAUACGUGAAGAAUGCACAAGCCUAUGUGACUGUUUCAAAAAUACCUCAUCAGACUCUCUGAAAAGGAGAGUAACACUACAUACCUCAAAAGGCUGUGAAGCCAUCGAGACUUGACGCCCCGAAUCCUACGUGAACUGAAACUGUUAUGGACGUGCUGUCACACUGCUGGUGGUUUUUGGGGACAAAGAAGUGGGAUGGGCUUGAUAUAUUUCUCCUGUAUUUACUUGUAGAACGUGUUUCAUGCUUGCUUCUUCUUUGUUUUUUGUUUUUUUCCCCCUUUUUUAGGUUCAUCAGGUUGUCUGAGAAGAAUGAUAUAUCUGAGGUGCUUUUUCAGCAGAGAGGAACAGACAAGUUAUUUUUUCAUUGACAUGUUAAUUUUCUUUCUUAAAAAAACAAAACAAAAAAAAACCAAUGGUGUUUCCAUAGGGGUAAGAAAACAACCUUAAGUUUGACUGUGUAUGUUGAAAUUGCAUCUUUUUUGUGACAAUGGCAAAAUCAUGAUAUGCAUUUGAACAAUCAUGUGACCAGUGUUUGUUUUUUUUUACACCUCCAUCCUCUGGUUAUUGCACAGCUACAUACCAAAGACUAGCACAGUCAGUCCUUAUGAACUCUUUGUACAAUCCUGCUAACAGGAUGCUGAUGCACAGCAAGCAGAUCUGUGUUGGACUGCAAAAGGUGUCUCUUUCAGACUCUUUCAAACUGACUGUGAGGUUUUUUUUUCACAAUUAGUUAGUGGAAAGUGCAUUUAAAACUGUAAAGACUGAAAACCCAAUUACAUGACUUGUACAGGUGGGCAUAUUCGACCCUUUUAACAGAUUCCAUUAUUUAAAACUGAAGGCCGGAUACAGUGGCCUCAUUAACAGUUGCAUUUGAAUAGUUUGUUUAACCUGUUUGUGCAGUCCCUCACAGACAAUGUGGACAGUAGCCCGCAUUUUCUUUUAUCAAUUUACCCCAGGCACAGCUUGAUUAUGAUGAACAUGUUAUUGUAGGAUGCUUUUCUCCCUUUAAAGAUUUUUUUAAAAGCAUUGAAACCCCACAAAAGAACAACAUUUUCUAGCUUUACUUGUGUUGAAUGUAAGGCAUUUUAACUGUUUAGGCCUUUUUACGCCUAGUGUGGUCUGAGGUGGGCAGCUUUGUUGCUUUUCUUAGAUUGUAUUUUAGCAAUUAUGUGUCAGGUUUUGCAGUGCAGAUCGCAGGUCAGGGUUUAAGAACCUUUGAGAACUGCGCUGUUAGUCUGUCAGUAUAGCCUUCGCAACCUUGUAUGACACAUAACUGUAUUUUAUAAAAGGUGAGGAGUAUAGAUGCUGCCUUAAAAUUAGUUGCUGGUGAGAUGCAGUCCAUGCAGGCUUCCCUAUGAAAGUUUUUCUCUUCAGGCUUAAUCGUUUUGCUGCCCCCCCCCCCCCCUUUUUUUAUUUUAUUUUAAAAAAUCACACGUUAGACACAAGUUAUCCCUCAGUUUCUUGUGUUAUCAAGUGAGUUUUGAUAUUUAUUUGUUUUUUCCCUUUUCCUGGUGGACCUUGCUUUUAGUAACAAUCUGCAUUAUUUAGGCUGCCACUAAAAUAUUUUCUGUUUUCCAAGUCCAUUCUUUCUGUUUCUUGUGCUCAUUCUAAGCAAUGACUGUUUGAUGAUGUAGCUUCACUGCCUUUGUACAUUAGUGUGUUUGUGUGUGUGUGCAAGCAGGUGCAGUAUAUUGAGUAAGUAAUAACAUUAAAGGCACUGCAGGUGGCGCCACUGGUGAAUUUUUUUUUUUUUAAUGCUGAAUGAGGAGGUGAAAAAUGACUUUUAAGAAAUAUUUAAGUAGAUAAGGUUUAUCCACAUUUUUCUGCUAUAUACUCGUACAGUUCCGGUUUGUUCCGAGGUUGAAGGGCAUUUUUGGUGGUUCCUCAUAGACUGAGUAAAGGGUCACUUUUCUUCCUCAGUGUUUGCUUCAACCCGGCAACCACUCUGGUCACUGUCUUUCAAGGCUCCUGUCACUUGCCACUUGUAUGGAUAGGUGCAUUAUGUAUAAUGUGUUGUGCCUGUAUACCUGCAUCCAUGUGUGGAGUGUGAGUGAGUGUGUGUGCCCCCCCUCCACUUCUUCAUACCACAUUACCUCAGGGCAGGGAGCUGCAUUCAGUGUUGCAUACGAUGUUGAAGCUGCAUUGAGGGAUAAAUGCUGAUAGAAGCUGCGGUCACUUCACAGAAUGCUACUUUGGAUUUGGUGUCUCUUUUCUUUUUCUUUUUGUCGUCAAUAACUGCAUUAUGGCAAGGUCUCGUUACUCAGGAAGCUGUGAAGUUGGAAGUAUGCGGAACCUUUUGAUUUUGGAGUCAGUUCAAUUUUAAAUUGUUUAAAAACUAACCUGAUCUGUGUACAAACAGGUGCAUAUGCAAGUGGUUAUUGAAUACCUCAUUUAUCAAUUUUAUGUUGUUUUUGGCUUGUACAAUGCUCCAUAUAUUAAUUCAACUGUGGGGUUUGUGCAUAUUUUUGUACUGUUAUUAUUAUUAUGGACAUGAUAAUAAUGAUAUUACUGAUAUUAUAGUUUUCUCUUUGAUUAAAGCAAACAAAAAAUAGGACAAAACAUGAAUGCUUGUAAAAACUGGUUUGUGCUGAUUGUAUUUAUGAGGAGCACUUUUCUAAAGUGGUUUUCACACAUUCAGUUUUGUUCAUAUCAGUUAAUAUAAAGAUAUGGUUCUCAGGGCUUUUAACUUGUAUGUCAUGAUAAAGUUUUACUUUAUAUCCUA